GAGAUCUGUUGUUGUCCAUGGCGAAAAUAGCUAGAUUGCGUGCCAUUGAGCUGGUGCUCAGAAUACUUGCCUUAUCGCUUUGGUUUCGGAAUGCAUCGGCUGAACCAAAAGUACUGUGCUACUAUGACGGUGAAGCAGCGGUAAGGAAAGAUACUCUCGCAGGUAAAGUGACCUUAGCUGACAUUGGGGAGGCAUUGCCAUUCUGCACCCAUCUGCUUUACGGCUACGCCGGGAUCGACGUCAAUACCCAUCGUAUACGCGCACUCAACGAAGAUCUUGAUCUGGAAUCUGGAAAAGGCCAUUUCCGAGCUGCAACGGAGCUGAAAAACAAGUUUCCGGGACUGCAGGUCUUCUUGAGUAUCGGUGCUUACUACGAUCUGAAUGAGGAAAAUCAUUCGCUAAAGUAUCUGUCACUUCUGGAAUCUGACGAGACACGG
Messenger RNA from Anopheles cruzii, 437 nucleotides. RefSeq names its product chitinase-like protein Idgf4. Gene Ontology annotation, biological process: carbohydrate metabolic process. The transcript is spliced from 2 exons. The record is from RefSeq and is a predicted model, not a curated record. Lineage: Eukaryota; Metazoa; Arthropoda; Insecta; Diptera; Culicidae. The annotation marks the transcript as partial.